Molecule: messenger RNA, 1896 nt
Organism: Cyphellophora attinorum
Lineage: Eukaryota; Fungi; Ascomycota; Eurotiomycetes; Chaetothyriales; Cyphellophoraceae
Exons: 1
Coding region: 1-1896 (631 amino acids)
Source: RefSeq, a predicted model, not a curated record
AUGGGGUCGGUACAGCGACAACCAAAUGGCAGCGCACGGGGCACUCGCCCUGUCCGUAUCGCCAACUGCUCUGGAGGUCAAAUGGAACCCGGCUGGCAGAUGCGGAAGCAAGCUACCGGCGGCCCCGUCGACUUCAUCACCGGAGACUGGCUUGCUGAGAACAACAUGGCACAGGAGGCUGCUGCAAUGGAUGCUGGCACCGGACAAGGCUUUAAGAAGAAUUCUUGGGAGGGCCUGCAGCUCAGCAUGGAUGUUAUCGCACAGAAAGGCAUCAAAGUGAUCAUCAACGGCGGCGGUCUCGGUCCGCAGAAUCUUGCACGCAAAUGUCAGGAGCUCAUUACUGCCAACGACUACGAGUUGAACGUCGCAUAUGUAUCCGGCGACAACAUUACGGGUCGUGUACGGUCUUCGUUGAGGAAGACUGGGAAGCUUCCCGACAGUUUCCAGGAUGGCAGCGGCAAGAACCAUCGAGACGCGAAGUUCACUGCCGACGAAGUCUUGGCCAGCACUGCUUAUCUCGGUGCCAGAGCCAUUGUCGAAGCCUUGAAGAACGGUGCAGACAUCAUCAUUUGCGGCCGAGUUGCUGACGCGGCUCCAAUCAUUGGCGCUGCGUGGUGGUGGUUUGGCUGGAAGGAUACAGACUACGACCGGCUUGCAGGAGCUUUCCUUGCUGGACACAUUAUCGAAUGUUCGGCGUACGCUUCGGGGUCGAACUUCUCCGGUUUCAACCGGUUUCCUUUGGAGACGUUUGUCGAUUCUGGCUUUCCUAUCGCCGAAGUCAACGAAGAUGGCUCAUGUGUCAUUACCAAGCAUCCAGGUACAGGCGGCAUGGUCACCGAGGAGACCAUCAAAUGCCAACUGCUGUACGAGAUCCAAGGCAACGUGUAUCUCAAUAGCGAUGUGACCGCCAUACUGGACCAUGUGCAGAUCAAGCAAGAAGGGAAGGAUCGUGUCCGGUUCUCCGGCAUUAAAGGUCGUCCGCCGCCACCAACGACUAAGCUGGCAGUCUUCUUCAAGGGCGGCUACGAGUCGCAGAAUCUAGCCAACUUCGCUGGCUACUCCACGCGCCGGAAGCACAAGCUGUACGAGACACAGAUCAGGAAGCGUCUGGCAGAGCAGGGAUUGACGAAACAAUUCGACAUUCUGGAGUUCCAGAUGAUUGGAGAUCCAAGACCAGACCCGAGGAGAAUGUUUGAGAGCACGACAUACAGUCGAAUCUUCGCACAAGCUAAGAAGCCGGAGCCAUUGUCGGCAUUGAAGCUGAUACUGGCUGACGAUACUCAACAGAAGCCUUCGGGCUUGCACUGGGCUCAAGAUAUGAGGACAGCGGAUCCAAAGACGUUCUACGUCUACUAUCCAUGCAUAAUGCCACAGGACGAAAUCAUCGAAGCUGCUCAUUUGCUCGACCGCAACGGCCAUACCAAGCAAACAAUCUACGUCAGCCGCCCCCCGAAGUACGAGCCGUUCGGAGAGCGUGAGUCUUAUGAUUCUCCCAAUCCGAAAGCGAUGGAGUCCUUUGGAGAAACCGUUCGCAUGCCGCUCGGGAAUAUCGUGAUCGGAAGAUCUGGUGACAAAGGCCCCAACGUCAACAUGGGGCUUUUCACCGAUCGACCGGAGAUCUGGGAAUGGUUUAGGAGCUUCCUGACUUUGGACAGAAUGAAGAGUCUGGUUGGAAAGGAUUGGAAGGACGAGUAUCGCAUUGAGCGAGUCGAGUUCCCAACCAUCUACGCCAUUCACUUCGUCAUCUACGGGAUUCUUGGCCGGGGCGUGAGCAGUUCGACGUUGCUAGACAACAGGGGCAAGGGCUUCACCGAUUAUAUUCGUGCUAAGCAUGUUGAUGUACCCAAGCAGUUUUUGCAGUGGUGCUGGGAGGAGGAUGAUUUCGAAGACGAAUGA